Molecule: messenger RNA, 2124 nt
Organism: Drosophila takahashii
Lineage: Eukaryota; Metazoa; Arthropoda; Insecta; Diptera; Drosophilidae
Gene: c(3)G
Product: crossover suppressor on 3 of Gowen
Source: RefSeq, a predicted model, not a curated record
AUGGCGGGGGCAAGGAAGAGAGCUGCCUCGCAAAUUUCGAGUGCGGUUCGUGCAAAAUCACCGAGAAAAAGUACAGUCGCCGAUUCACAGAUCGCUGAAGUCCCCAUUUUGAAGGAUCUAGCAUCCCCAAAGAAACCAAAAUUGGCUGAAUCUUUCAAGACUCCCGAAGUUUCUGUGCCACCCAAAAAGAUCAAAAAGCCUCACAAAAGUCCGGAAAAAUUGUCGGUGGACAUCCAGAAUUUAUCACCUGGAACCGGAAAAUUACUAGAUUGCUUCAUCAAACAGCACAGCCAAUCACUCGAGAAUUUCCGAAAGAGAGAUUUGAUCAUGAGCAAGAAAAUGCGAUCCAUUACCAUGGAGUCCUUGAAGAAAAAUUCGGAAAAUGAGUAUCUAAAAAAAGAGCUCGCUAAAACAAAGCGUGAAUUGACCCAUUUGCAGAAGAAUCUUGCCGAUCAGCAGGAUAAAAACACCGAAACCAUGAACCGAUAUGAUCAGAUUUACGAAAAGUUUGCCAAGUGCGAGAAGAAUUACGAUGAGCAGCUGGGGAUCAUAAAAGCUUGCGUGGAGAAAAACAACAAGGAGCUCAAACUGGCUCAAACUCAAAUUGUGGAUAAGGAUCGCGAGCUGAAAAAUAUGCAACAAACCAAUCGCGAAUUGGCUGCAGCCCUGAGCAACUAUAAACCGGAAAUAGAAAAAUUAAAAGUGACUAAUACUGAGAUUCAUGAGCGGCUCACUGGAAUCACGCAGGCCUACGAAGACCUCAGGGUUCAAUUUGAUGAUUUGACGGGAGAAAAAGAAAUUUGUGAGGCCAACAUCCUGGAACUUAGCACCGAGCUAAAUGCAAAAAUAAUAAUCUGUGCCGAACUGGAAGGACGCAUUGAAGAGCUCCCCAUAGAGGCCAAUAAGGCCAUGUCGAAGGUGCAAACUGAGUUGGAGAGCUACAAAAUGCGCUGCGAGGAGCAGCAGCGAUUCACCGAUCAAGCCGAAAAAGAACUCGAACUGGCUCGCAACGAGAUAAACACUUUAAAGACUCUUAUGGAGGAAAGGGAGCAAUGCCACAUCUCCCUUGGUAAUGAAAAUCAAGAAAUUAAGGCCAGAAUGGAAGAGCUCGUUGGUAUCAACGAGAAUUAUUCCAAGGAAUUGGCCGAAACUAAGUUGAAGCACUCUCAGGAGAUGAAAGAACAAGCUAAUAAGCACGGGUUUGCCCUUCGUGAGCUCAAAGAUCAUUUGAAGAAGUCGUCAAAUGAUUUUGCACAGCUGAAGAACAGCAGUGAGUCGCUAGAAAAGAAAUCCCUUCAACAGAUCUCCCAACUCCAAGGCGAAAUAAAGGAAAUGCAGUUGCAGCGCAAGAAUCAGACGGAUCAAACAGCCACUUUGCGCAAGGAACUGCAAGAGAAAACUCGCAAUUUUGAGGCUAGGCUAAAGGGACAGCAGGAACAGCUCUCCAAUCAAGUUAAGAUCCUGACAACUGAAUUUGAGAGCGAGGCUCAGCGCAGCGCAGCUGAAAUUCAAACACUCAAAGCUGCCAUGGAGCAAAAUGAUAAAAUGUACAAGGCUCAGCAGGAGAAGUUGCAAAGUCUGCAGACUGAACGCGAUAAGCUCAAGGAUACUGUGGGAAAACUGGAGGCUAAAGAGCAAAAAAUAGCCAGCGAAUUUUCCGCAUCAAAGAUUAAAUUCAGUCAGGAGCUAAAGACCCAAAAAGAUGACUUAAUGAAAAAGAUUUUCGCAUUGGAGCUUGAUAUUAAAAAUAAGGAAACCAGAAUGCUUGAAUUGGAACGGGACAAGAAUCAUGAAAUGGCCGUACUUAAGUUCAAAAUGAAUCGAAUUAAUAGCGUAAUCGACCAGCCUAUAAACACUCUGCCCGAACAACCUCCACUCAAGGUAGUGUCCAAAACGCAGAUCAUCCCGAAUAAGGUGACUCCGGAGAAAACCGACGGUCCGAGCACUUCUUCAAAGAAGCGUCGACCCCGAAUCACAACCACAUAUGAUUCGGACUUUGCAAGUGAGGAUGACAAGCCAAUUUCAAGCUCAUAUUUGAGCGGCAAACGAACCAAAUUGUCGGCUGUUGUUAAGCCACAAACAGAAGAUGAGGAUUUGUUCGACAGAUUGAAGAAAGCCAAUUAA